GGUCUUUCAUCAAAUUAACAAUCUUCUCUUUCUUUCAGCAAUAAUAACACUCAAAAAAAAAAUGGUUCGUGCUACUAUCUUUGUCUCUGCUAUCUUCGCCAUGGUUGCCUUUGUUUCUGCUGCUCCUGCUGACGUUCAAAACAACGGUGUUGGUGCUGGUCUCAAGAAUAUCCUCAACGGUAUUGAUAUAAAACAUGUUGCUGAAGACAUCGAUGUUGCCAAGGAUGUUGAUGCCAGAAAGGCUGUCAGCAACAACAGAGUUGGUGUUCUUGGUUCCGCUUAAAUUAUCAUCAUCAUAAAGAAUUUGCUGUUAUAACAAAACGUUUAUUUCUUUCAGCAAAAUUGUCAUAGUACUCAUUUAUACAGAUAUAUAUACUUUAGAUAUAUAUUAAUUUUAUUCUUGUUUGUAUUUUCUUUUUUAGUGCAAAUAAAAUAGCAGUUUCUCUACCAUAA
Messenger RNA from Gilbertella persicaria, 453 nucleotides. RefSeq lists its product as uncharacterized. Lineage: Eukaryota; Fungi; Mucoromycota; Mucoromycetes; Mucorales; Choanephoraceae. The record is from RefSeq and is a predicted model, not a curated record. Bases 62 to 283 code for a protein of 73 amino acids. The transcript is spliced from 2 exons.